Messenger RNA from Anoplopoma fimbria (sablefish), 2154 nucleotides. RefSeq names its product growth hormone inducible transmembrane protein (gene ghitm). Gene Ontology annotation, cellular component: mitochondrial inner membrane. NCBI's taxonomy places the organism in Eukaryota, Metazoa, Chordata, Actinopteri, Perciformes, Anoplopomatidae. The coding region runs from base 90 to 1133 and encodes 347 amino acids. The record is from RefSeq and is a predicted model, not a curated record. The transcript has 9 exons.
ACGCUUGCGUCAGAACGUCGCGCAGUUGUUUCCAGAAAGGUGAACGACGAGUUUUGUCCUCUCGUGACACAGGAUACCACAUUGUGACCAUGUUGGUGGCGAGGCUAACGUGCCUGAGGAGUCUUCCUCUGGCCGGGAUGCGUCCCGUGCUGACACAGGGCUCCCCGGCCCUGAGAGCUCCCACCCUGAGGACCUGUCCACCCCUGCUCAGGCCCCAGCAGGGUUAUUCUUCUAAGGCCAGAUUUGGUUUCCGCCGUGCGAAAACGACCAGAGACCAGCUCAAAGAAGCAGCUUUUGAGCCAGCAACGGAUACCGCUAUUAGAAUUGACAGCCUGGGAAGAAUUAUUGUGGCUGGAGGUGCAGCAGUUGGCCUUGGAGCUUUGUGCUACUAUGGACUCGGCAUGUCCAAUGAAAUCGGUGCCAUUGAGAAAGCAGUGAUCUGGCCUCAGUAUGUGAAGGACAGGAUCCACUCCACCUACAUGUACUUUGCAGGCAGUAUUGGACUGACGGCUUUGUCGGCUGUAGCAGUGAGCAGAACCCCGGCACUUAUGGGUCUGAUGAUGAGAGGGUCCUGGAUGGCUAUUGGAGCAACAUUUGCGGCUAUGAUUGGCGCCGGCAUGCUGGUUAGGUCCAUUUCGUAUGAGAACAGCCCAAUGCCCAAACACCUCGCUUGGAUGUUCCAUGCAGGUGUGAUGGGUGCUGUCAUCGCUCCCCUCACUCUCCUCGGAGGACCUCUGAUGAUGAGGGCCGCCUGGUACACAGCAGGAAUUGUGGGAGGUCUGUCCACCGUGGCCAUGUGUGCCCCAAGUGAGAAGUUCCUCAAUAUGGGCGGGCCAUUGGCUGUUGGCUUCGGAGUGGUCUUCGCUUCCUCUAUUGGAUCAAUGUUCCUGCCGCCCACGUCAGCGUUCGGAGCCGGCCUGUACUCAGUGGCCAUCUAUGGAGGCCUGGUCCUGUUCAGCAUGUUCCUCCUCUAUGACACACAGAAGGUCAUCAAGAGGGCAGAGACACACCCGCUCUAUGGCGUUCAGAAAUAUGACCCCAUUAACGCGUGUAUGGGGAUUUACAUGGACACACUGAACAUCUUCAUGAGACUGGUGAUGAUUCUGAGCGGUGGUGGGGGCAAAAGGAAGUAAACGGCAGCGAUUUUGGCUUUAGUUAGAUUUUACCCUCCACAGAGCUUUACAAAAUCACAUUUUAUAACGAGCCGCAUACGCCAGGUGUUAAUUCUUAGUGACAAGUCUUAUCUAACUGGUAAAAAUACACCAUUGCUUUGCAAGAGUGUGAAGAAGAAGAUGUCCCUCUGGUGCAAAGAAGAAAAAUCGUGAACGUUGAUUACAAUCUGAGAGCUCUUACCUUAAAUGUGAAAUAUCUGGUUUAUCCUGGGGGUUACAGAUGGAUUAAAUCUGUCAGCAUCAUUUUGCCUGCCUAUGUGUUCUUUAUGUUUUAUAUUUAUUUCAACUUCAUAGUUUCUGUUUAUAAUACAAAUGAAAGUUCAAGACAUGCCACACACGUCAACUAUAGACUGGUCCAGAUUUGCUGUACAUGAACUGUCUGUGCGCUUGCUCCAGUAUACAGUGAUAUUUGCCCUUGUGUGAUGUGUUAAAUCAGUGGCACUAGUUCAAAUAUUUCUGAGAAAGUAAUUUCAAUAAAUGAAUUACUCAAUAAAUACGUUAAAAGUUUGUAUUGUCAGAAGUUGUUGAAUAUUUUGAAAAGUGAUUGUAAAAACCAGCAGUGAUUUGACAUGUCAUAGUAGGAAGAACCCUACUACUACUACUACUACUACUACUACUACUACUACUACUUCUACAAUUAAUGAUUCCUGAAUUCUAUUUGGCUUCUUUGGUUUCAGGGUCCUAUUAUUGUACAUGCUGGCUCACUGUCACACUGUCACUGCUUGCUGGGACACCUGUAAUUAAUAAUGAUUUUUGGUAUCACCUUUGCUUUGACAGGUCACCAAAAACACCUGUUAUAGAAAUAUAAAUAGUAACAUUCAUCAACCCAAAUGAUGGGAAGCAUAUGUGUUGUCAUCUUUAGGUGAAAUACAUAUUUUCAUACUAGGACUCUGUAAUAAGAGUUUGGGAUCUUAUAAUUUAUUCUUUAAUCAAUUAUUAAACAUCAGUUAUCUUGGAAUGUCACAUGGUGAUCAUUUACAAU